This is a messenger RNA of Trichoderma gamsii, 1239 nucleotides long. RefSeq names its product threonine dehydratase. The record is from RefSeq and is a predicted model, not a curated record. The transcript is spliced from 3 exons. NCBI's taxonomy places the organism in Eukaryota, Fungi, Ascomycota, Sordariomycetes, Hypocreales, Hypocreaceae. Gene Ontology annotation, molecular function: serine racemase activity; D-serine ammonia-lyase activity; ATP binding. Bases 1 to 1239 code for a protein of 412 amino acids. Gene Ontology annotation, biological process: L-serine metabolic process; pyruvate biosynthetic process; D-serine biosynthetic process.
AUGGCCGCAUUAUCGACAACCCUCCCCUUGAACCGUGACUCCGUCUGCUCGGCGCACAAGGUUGUCAAGAAUCAUGUCCAUCGCACGCCUGUGGUGACCAAUCAGACGCUUUCCGAGCUGGCUUCGACGCCCACGACCGUUGAGAAUCUCAAGGACACGAGAUUCGCCGGCAGGACGCCCGCGAAGCCUGUGCUGAGACUGUGGUUCAAGUGCGAGAACUUGCAGCGCAUCGGGGCCUUCAAAGUGCGCGGGGCCUUUUAUGCGCUGCACAAGCUGUCAGAGGAGCCGGGAUGGCUGGAGGGAGGAGGAAAGGAAAAGGGCGUUGUGACGCAUAGCUCUGGGGGGGAAGAGAAGCUCAAGAUCAAGAUUCUCUUGUAUCCCGUUCACGGCAACCAUGCUCAGGCCCUGGCUCUCGCAGCCCGAGAAAACGGCAUCAAGGCUCACAUCGUCAUGCCUGAAAUCUCCAUCCCUGCGAAAAUCAACGCCACCAAAGGCUAUGGCGCCAACGUCAUCUUCAGCGGCAGCACGAGUGUCGAGCGUGAGGCCGUCACCGAAAAGGUUGUUGCCGAAACCGGUGCGCGGCUGGUCCCUCCCUAUGAUCACCCUGAUAUUAUGCUUGGCCAGGGGACCCUCGGACUCGAGCUCCAAGACCAAGUAGAGAGCAGCAUUGCAUCUCAGGUUAACCCAGCUGGACAAGCCCUGAGGGGCGUGUAUGCCGCUGCAGCAAACAAGACCAAGGGAAAUAAAGAAGGACUGGAUGCCAUCAUCACUCCAUGUGGUGGCGGCGGUAUGCUCUCCGGCGUGGCACUCAGCUGCGAAGGCACUGGUAUCAAGGUCUUUGGCGCCGAGCCGUCACAUCAAGGAGCCGACGAUGCUAAGCGAGGAUACGAAUCAGGCGAACGCAUCCCCACCGUGUCGUCUCUCACUGUGGCUGAUGGACUGAGAACACCCGUGGGUGUGCAUCCUUGGAGCGUCAUCUUCGAGCGGCGUCUAGUAAGUGGCAUGUACAGCGUGACGGAUGAAGAGAUUUUGAAGACCAUGAAGCUCGUGUAUGAGCGGAUGAAGAUGGUGGUCGAACCGAGCGCAUGCGUUCCGCUGGCGGUUGCGCUGUUUGAUGAAGACUUUAGAAGCCUUGUGGAGAAGGAGGCUGGCGAAGAGGGAUGGGACUUGGGGCUUGUGUUCAGCGGCGGAAAUGUCGCUGUUGAUGCGCUCGGCAAGCUGCUGGCAGGAGAAAAGUGA